UCCCCAAAUUGAUCACCCAAUUCUCUUCCUGAAAAUGGUAUAGCUGCCCUAAUCAACUUGCUUAUAUAAAACUAAAAUGGGUUCCCAGAAUUAUUGAGUCCCACAUCUUAACAUGAAGUGAUUGAAAAGGAAGCACCAUCGUCAUCCUUCAUUUUAGGUUCUGCAUGAAAGGUUUUCUCAUAGAAGAAGAUGUGGCGAGCAUGAUAUCAUAUGCCAGAACAAAAACAGAAGAGUUGGAUUCAUGCAGCAGCAGUACCCACUGGCAGCCAAACAAGUUGCGCAGAAUACAGCACAUUAGUGCAGCCUCCCCACCAAAAUUCAAAGGCGUGGUGAUGCUGCACAAUGGGAAUUGGGGUGCACAAAUUUACAGCAACCACCAGCGGAUCUGGCUUGGAACAUUCAAAUCAGAUAAGGAAGCUGCUAUCGCAUAUGACAGUGCAGCCAUCAAGUUUAGAAGCGAAGAUUUGCAUCGAAACUUCCCAUGGAAUAGUUUGAGUGCUCAAGAGCCAAUUUUCCAAAGCCACCUUACAGCAGAAGAAGUCAUAAACAUGAUCAAAGAUGGAACUUACCAAUCCAGGUUUGAGGAGUAUUUGAGGAACCAACCUUACAUAAAUAGCAAAGUAGAGCUCAGCCUAGCCACUGCUGGGCAUGUGAGUGAAGCCAAGGAAGGAGGGUCCUCAUGCCAACAACUAUUCCAGAAGGAGCUCACUCUUAGUGAUGUAGGGAAACUCAACAGACUUGUGAUUCCAAAGAAAUAUGCUGUGAGAUAUUUUCCUCAGCUCUCUGACGGGGAAGACAGCAUGCAAGUAGUUGUCUUCGACAAACAAAUGAAGCCAUGGACAUUUCGCUAUUGCUAUUGGAAGAGUAGUCAGAGCUUUGUUUUCACCAAAGGAUGGAACAGAUUUGUCAAGGAAAAACAGCUGAGGGAAAAAGAUGUGAUUACUUUCUACAAGCGUGAUAGUAGAAGAGCCAUGAAAGAAGGAAGGUCGUUCCUAAUGAUCGAUCACGAAGAAGAAAAUAAUUUCUGUUUUGUUAAGGGGUUGGAAGAGUUGGAAACACGAAAGGCAUCUCUGAUGGUCAAUGAAGGAAUUAGGCUUUUUGGUGUACAAAUUGGGUGAUGCAACUUAGGGGACUGUUUGCGCUCAAUUUGAGAAGUGAUUCGGAUAAUAUUAAUUUCAAGCUAAUUAUUGGAAUACCAUGACUUGUUUAGGUCUCGCGUGUAGAAAUACCAAUAUUUCUUUCUAUUUAAUAAAGUAUGACAAGUCUUAGAACUGAUUUAGUUAUUGUUUCUAGAGGAACAUUAAUAAUGACUUUCAAUAUUUUUCUCUAAUAAAUAUGUCAUUGCAGCCUUUUACCA
Malania oleifera is the source of this 1357-nucleotide messenger RNA. RefSeq names its product AP2/ERF and B3 domain-containing transcription factor At1g51120-like. Gene Ontology annotation, biological process: regulation of DNA-templated transcription. The transcript has 2 exons. Gene Ontology annotation, molecular function: DNA-binding transcription factor activity; DNA binding. The record is from RefSeq and is a predicted model, not a curated record. Lineage: Eukaryota; Viridiplantae; Streptophyta; Magnoliopsida; Santalales; Ximeniaceae. Bases 165 to 1118 code for a protein of 317 amino acids.